This is a messenger RNA of Brassica napus (rape), 1585 nucleotides long. RefSeq lists its product as uncharacterized. Gene Ontology annotation, molecular function: single-stranded telomeric DNA binding; damaged DNA binding. Gene Ontology annotation, biological process: nucleotide-excision repair; DNA replication; meiotic cell cycle. The transcript has 7 exons. Lineage: Eukaryota; Viridiplantae; Streptophyta; Magnoliopsida; Brassicales; Brassicaceae. The record is from RefSeq and is a predicted model, not a curated record. Gene Ontology annotation, cellular component: nucleus; DNA replication factor A complex. Bases 27 to 1409 code for a protein of 460 amino acids.
GACUGAGAUAGUGUAUUAAUUAAUUAAUGAUUUGGAUUUAUCGACAGGGAACUGUUAUUCAGGGUUUUGUUCCGGCUGGUCGUGUAGGAACAUUUGAUCUCUCAGCUGGUUCCGUCUAUAAGUUGACCAACUUUUUCGGAUCCAGAAGCAAAAUUCAGUAUCGGGUUGCUGAUCAUAGCGCCACCGUUUCAUUCUCUUGGAAUUCUUCUUUGUCGGUCUUUGAGAAUCCUCCGGUUCUCUUUCCAGUAGAUAGGUUCAGGUUCCACAGCUACGAUGAGUUUAGGGCCAACUGUGACUCCAAGGGUGAUCUUUAUGACUAUGUUGGCCACAUGAAGCUGGUGAAUGGGCAAACUAUCUCUGAACACAUGGUUCUUGACGAAGCUGAUAUAGCAGAGAAACGGCAUCUGUGUGUUCAUGUUCAGGCACUUGACGGACCAGUGAUGAAGCUCUAUCUAUGGGACCAGGCUGCAUCCGACUUCUGCCAGAAAUUCAAAUCGUAUGGAGGGACUCCAAGCGUUCUUCUGGUCACCACAGUGAAUCCUAAGCAUCUUGGAGGAACCCUUGCUAUCACUUCUAUGUCCUCAUCUCGAGUGUUCAUGGAUUCCGACGUCCAGCCUAGCAAGGACUAUCUCGAAUGGUUGAAUUCUAACGCAGAAAUUGCUAAUAGUGUUGCUGCUGAGGUUGUCACUAAGCCGGAGGCAGUGACUCUUGAGGAGCUAUUCACCUACAUCAAGCAAGAAACUUCAAAGGUACAAUAUUUUUUUAUUUUUUUAAUGUUUUUAAAUACGUUUGCAUGUGCAUGGGAACUAAUGAGGUUUAUUUUAAUUUCCACGAUGAAGGUCGCUUGGUUUGAAUGCACGGCAACAAUAGAUGAUGUUGUCCGGGGUUCUCCUUGGUAUUACAUUUCUUGCGGUGGAUGUAAUAGCAAGGCUUUCAAAGGUCAUACCUCUAUGAUUUGCAACAAUAAGAAGUGUUGGAAGACUGAGAUCACAGGCGUUCCUCAGUACCUCACAAAGAUAUCAGUUUAUGAUAAGAGUGAGCAAGCAGUUUUUGUCAUUCUUGGCGAUGCUGGCAAGGAGCUGAGUGGGAAACAUGCUGCAGAAUUGGUUGCUACUUAUUUUGAGUCUAAUGAAGGAGUUGGAGCUGAUCAUUGUGUGCCGAUCCCGCAAGCUUUACUUGACACGAUAGGCCAGACUCGCAAAUUCAUCGUCAAAGUCUCGGAUCACAAUUUCUCAGGCAAGACUCAGACCAUAACUGUAACGAAGAUACUCCCACUGGCAGUUGCUCUUCCAGCAACAUCCGAGGAACCUGGUGCUUCCAGUGGCUUUGGAAACUCUGCGGGUGAUAGGGCUAGAAAAGCAGCUGAGAUUCUUGAGGCAGAUGAGGCCAAGCGGUGCAAGAGUGGCUGAUAUAGCUUCAAGCUCUCCUCAUACGCAGUGAUUGUUUUUGCUGCAGUUCGAGUUAUGUUUUAUGCUUUCUGAAUGACUUUGCGUUUUUUUCAUUUCAACUUUCAGACUUUUGUCUUUUAUGUUUAAGUUCCUUGAAUACAAUUUUCAUUUUAUGGUUUUUACGAUCUCUUAAGCCA